Metschnikowia bicuspidata var. bicuspidata NRRL YB-4993 is the source of this 1281-nucleotide messenger RNA. RefSeq lists its product as uncharacterized. The record is from RefSeq and is a predicted model, not a curated record. NCBI's taxonomy places the organism in Eukaryota, Fungi, Ascomycota, Pichiomycetes, Serinales, Metschnikowiaceae. The transcript has a single exon. Bases 334 to 1188 code for a protein of 284 amino acids.
UUUCACAACCCUCUCUCUCUCAAUUGUGCUUGCCGCAAUCGCAACGCCUGGGCCGUUUCUUUUAUUAGGCGUAAGCGGGCGCGAGGUGGCCUAGGCUUGCCAGAUAAACUUUAGCCCGCAGCUGAGCCGCCACUGUGCACUCCACCGACUGCCUGUUAGAAAGUGGCUUCCCGCAACAAAGAAUGGUUACGAUCUGGCGUUUUGCGGAUGACAUCCUAAGAAAUCUUGGCACGUCGAGCGCUAGAGCGUCAAGCGACAUGAACGUCUCUCGCCGUCUCUUUUUUCCCUUCGUCUGCUCGCGCCUUUUCUGCGUUUCUAGUCACCGCGCUGGAAAUGUGCAUUGGGGGCCAUACUCGUAUUCACAUCAAGAAGCCGCACUGCACCGUUGCCGGCCCCACUUUGGGGCCAACCCAAAUCUCUCACUUAUUAUGGCACUGCGGCUCAAUGCUACUUUUUUGUGGAUAUACACGGCGCUUGUGGCUGCGGCAGAUUCCGUCCCCCAAACUCAAAACACGGCGGGGCAGAUUCCAUGUCGUGCCGGAACACUUGUUUCUGGCACUUGGGCCUGGGCAAAAUGAAGCAAGUCCAAGCCCAGGAUUUGGUGCACUUGCUCACCCAUCGAAUGCGCGAGAUUGGCCCGGCAAGCGAGAUGUGAGAGCAGGCUUGGGCGAAAAAACACUAGAAAAGCCCCAGGCGCGCCCGUCCACACAGGUGUCCUUUUUUUGCCCUCCCAGUUUUUUUCGGCCCCCCGGUUCCCACCCCUGCUUGCUCUCCGCCUCCCCCAGAUAUUCACCCUUUUCGUGCCCACUCCACCAGAAGCGGAACAAAAAAACACACAGCUUUCGGCCCCCUUUUUUUUCCCAUUGCCGUUCCAUAUUCAACAGGAACACCUGCUACUCUGUUGAAUCUGAACGUGACACCCAUUCAGAAUCCCUCCACCCGGCUGAAGUAGCGCCGCUUUCUGAGCCACGUCCAAAUCCCAUUCCCCGCUUUCUGCACCAUACUUUCGGAACCGACGCCGUGGAAAAACUGCCCGCUGUCACACCCAAGACUCUUUUCUCGGGAUUCGCCACUCCUGAUUGUACAUCUAGACUCAGCCGUGCCUGUUUCCUCGGCAAUUGCCAGCGUAUUGUUUCUGCUCGCUGCUCCAUUGUUCAAAAACCUGACCCUCCCCUCUUAUUUUUUUAAACACGCAAUCCCUAUCCAAGCCUCCCGUUCCUUAGCACUGGUUUUUCUUACGGCUGCACCACCCAACCUGAGCCUCCCGUUGUUCCUUAUCGA